AUGUCACAAGGGAAGGAACAUAGCAUCCGGAGGCUGGAGAGCAAUGAACGGGAAAGACAAAGGAUGCAUAAACUGAACAACGCAUUUCAAGCACUUAGAGAGGUCAUUCCACAUGUCAGAGCAGAAAAGAAACUCUCCAAAAUUGAGACGCUAACUUUAGCUAAAAAUUACAUCAACACAUUAACUGCUACCAUACUGAACAUGUCCAGCAGAAGCUUGCCCGCUGGCCAGGACACCGGCUCUGAUGGCAGUGGCAGUAAGUUUUACCAGCAUUACCAGCAACAACAUGGAGAAGAGGACAAUGAUGAACACUUAGAAAAAUACUCCACACAAAUCCACAGCUUUAGGCAGGGCAGUUGA
Messenger RNA from Staurois parvus, 360 nucleotides. Lineage: Eukaryota; Metazoa; Chordata; Amphibia; Anura; Ranidae. The record is from the annotation of a GenBank genome assembly.